GCAGCGCGUAAUACCCGUUCUAGAAUUAAAUCGAAUAUAUAUUCGAUCGUGUUUUGAUAAAACAAGUACUAAGUUAUAAUAAAAUCAAUCAUAAUUUGGAUGUGAUAAGGUUGAAAAUAAGUGAUUAUAAUUAUUGUUACUUGUGCUAUUUAUUUAUUUAUAUGUGUUGUUUAUUUUCAAAAUGUGCUUUUAGAAAUUAUUUCUGUGUUUAUGUGAUUUCUUAAUAAUGCGGCGUCUUUUGAGGGAGAUGUAAAAUAAAUCAGUCUGCAAGCGCUAUGUGAAGCUAUCAUCAUGCUGUUGAACAUAUGCAAAUCAUGCCAGUACUGCCUGGAAAGUAUGUACUGGUCAUGUUGUGAAGAGAGAUUUUGCUUCGAUAAGAAAAUCGCUGCCUAUAAUUUGGAAGAUGAUAAGACUUACAUGAACGGCUACUCGAAUAUGGGAGCCAGUUUCGACAGUGUGGUCACGCAACAGCCGAUGAACAAUAACCAUCUGCCGCAGGGUGCGAUCAUUGGCAGAGAGAUCAACGAACUACCACUACAUGCCGAUAAGCUUUAUGAGGUUUUCUCCAAAUCCUUGAUAUUUAGAGAUGAACAUGAAUUAAAAAAAGGCAGCGCGAACUCUUUAGACGAUUUAGAAACGAAAUCUGAACCGGAUUACUUAUCAGACAAACCAAACAGAACGAAAGUUUACUUCGAAGACGAAGUCGACUCCCCAGUAACAGAUUUCGAAAUAAUGUUCAAAGAUGAACUUCUUAUGAAUCACGAUAUGUUUAAAAUAGAGGAAGAGGAAGAAGACAACAAAUCUCAGGAUACUGAAGAAGGAUUAGUUAUGAAUGUAGCUGUUAAGAAGCAAGAUGUAAUUAAACCGAGCACAGUAACAAUUAAAAACGAACAUAAAAUAACAACACAGCAUCCUAUAUAUGAGUAUGAUCCUAUUUCCGCCGUACUUACGCCUUCUUCACUCACAUUACCAAGAGUUGAAAGCGUGAAAGGAAUUCUACGAACAAAUAGUUCGAAAACGUUAGAUAGAAUGGAUAGUGGAGGUAAACUAACAAGACCAAUUCUUAACAGGGUCGAAAGUCUUAAAAAUAUAGAUCCGAUUAAAAUUAACAAGGUCUUGGCAAGAGUACCACACCGGAGCGCAUCGUUCUUGAAUAUACCAGCUCAUUUAGUUCCUGAUAAGCCUCCACUGACUAAAAGCAAAUCAACUGUUGGAGUGCCAUCCUUAGCAGAUAGCGAACUUAAAUUGAGUUCCCUACCAGACACGCCUAUUAUUAAAAGUAAUAAUUUACCAAGAUUCUUUGCUGAUAGUCCUUCUUUGACCGAAUAUAAAGGCGAAACAAGCUUGCAAAGUAUCAAACAAAAGACGGCGUUAAUGUUACAAAUGAACGACUUCAGCAUGCCCAGAUAUUAUGGAACUGCAACGAAGCCUUCAGAACAAUUACCAGUACAUGAAAGCAAAUCCAUGCCCGAUUUGAGAAAUCCUACUUCAACGGGAAAAGUUAGUAAGCGCCUUGUUAAAUUUAGGAGCAGAUUAAAGCCGUUAGUUAUAAGAAAAAGUUCAGAGGAAAGACUAUAAAAGUUGGAAUAAUUAAUUUAUUUAGUUGAUGGUAAUAUUGUUUCCUGGUAUGGAAAAGGCGACCAAUGAUAGAUUUUAAGAUUAUAGGUAUGUGUAUGGUACUUUCAAAUACGACGUUUUUUUGAUAAUGACUUCUCAUAUGUUACGUAAAUUAUCUAUGACAUACUUAAAGAAACUUGACUUUUAUGAACAAUGCUUUAAGGGUCAAAAUAGAAUGACAUUCGACUUGACAUUAUUGACGAUUAAAAUGUUUUUUGAUAAAAUGUUUCGUAUUUAAAGUACAAUAUCUGUAUAUCAUUUAAAUGUGUAUUUAUUUAAUUGUUUUUUGCAAUAUAAACUACGAAAAUAAUCCAUUUUAUUGUGUAAAUGAAAAAUCGUAUAAAAAUUCAGUAUUCUUUUGCUCAAACGUUGUACCUAAAUGUUGUGAUUUUAAUCAAAUAAAUGUACUUAAUAAUUGAACAAUAAUUUAUCUCUAGUCACAAAUUAAUAUUAAUUUAAAUAUAAGGUGACUGUUUACUUUUAAUAAAUAAAAAUUUACUUAUAAAUCAUUAAAACUAGAGUUAUUCUGUAUUAAAUCACUUCAUUACUCAUUCGUGAAAUGUUGACAACUGACUUUUGGACUAUUUCGAUGCGUGUUUUGUUAUUCUAUAUACUUUUUGACAAUUCACGGCCCUUUUUUGCGGUGAGUUUCGUGUUUGUUCAUAAAGAAUAUAGCGACUAUUUCGGUUUAAGUAUUUUUAAUGUAUUGUGAUAUAAUAAAUACAUUGAUCUGUUUGUUAAUAUACAUACAAAUAGGUGAUUA
Molecule: messenger RNA, 2380 nt
Organism: Nymphalis io (European peacock)
Lineage: Eukaryota; Metazoa; Arthropoda; Insecta; Lepidoptera; Nymphalidae
Exons: 5
Coding region: 292-1578 (428 amino acids)
Source: RefSeq, a predicted model, not a curated record